GUUGACACAACGCUCGGUUUGACACCAGCUCACUCGUAUUUGACAGUGCUGAUGGGCAAUGAACAUGUACUCGCUCCUGGCUGCCAUUGCCAGUGAUUCUACCACGACAUCUAUUUAUUCGUGCCGAUAAUGGCUACUGUCCGAUCCCUUGGCCUCCACCAACCUUCGGCCAUACCUUUCCUUGCUGCAGAGGGCCUACUACCCCCCGACCCGUCCAACGAUCACUAUGCGUGGGCAUCUAGCGUCGAUAUAGGUCCAAAUGGCCCGGUUGAGGAUGAGAUCGUCUGGACGAAAGGCUGUGUGGUCUGGUCUAGAGCUGGGGUUGUGCAGAGGGUGUACCGGCUGGAUCUCGAAAAGGAGGAAGUUAGGCAUGCGCUUCUGACAAAUUUCUCAGUCGGCCAGGUUAAAAAAGCCAAGAGCAAUGCUUCGCAAGCGACUAAGGAAGGCCUUUCCCGAACGAGCAAUGACCCUGGUCGGAGUCGUGGUUUACAUGGCCAACAGAAUGGGGAAGAAUCGAGACUGGAAGCCUCCGGCGUGACCUUAAAUAUACGUGGUAGAGGUACCCAAGGAGUCAAUGACUCUGACUCGACCAGAGCGUUGGUUGUGGUCCUCAAGUCUCAAGCCCAUAUCUUCUUCCUAGCUGGAAACAGCCACGUCGUUCCGCUGCCCUUUGAGGUGGAUUCAAUAUUCGCGACCCCGAAGGGUCUUUUAUUUCAGAGAAAAAUGUACGAGGAGGACAAUAAGGACACGAGUCUCUGCCCAAUGGCGCCUCCAAACUCAUUUAUGUCAACCUUGCCUGCGACAGUGGACUUCCGUGCAUCACAGUCUCUAGAAGUCCCUUCCAGCAAGGGAAAAAGGCCGUCAUUGACGGUAUCUCCUGCUCCGGACACUAGUUCGAGAUCACCGCGUAAGCAGCCCGACUUACCUAGAGUGUUCUCCCUCAUGGACCCGUAUUCUGAGAUGGGCCUUGUUGUGACGAACCAGACCUCUCGCUUUUUACAAAGUAGUGUUACCAGCAGACCUUCUGGGCUGGAUGUUCUGAGUGCAGCGGAUGAGAUCAUAUAUGUCUCCCCCAGGGAUGAGCUCUUAGAGUCUAAUAGGAAUCUGAUUAGCGGCCCUCUAAUUUUCGUGGUGACCGUCAAUGUUAAUACUGGGCUGUACACUGUUUGGACAGCACGUUACAGGGAAGAUGAAGCCAACCCCUCGUCUAAAAAGAGGGGACGACGCGAGACAAGUGGUACCUGGUCAAAGCGACGUAGCUCACAUUUUGGAAUGGCAACGGGAACAACGACUCCUGGAGCUCGUCCAUCCGCUGCUAGAGAGAGCUUUGGUCCUAGGGGCGAUAACUGGAAUACACCAGGCCUGGCUCAUUCCCAGUACUCUACUGAUGGAAAGCCAGAUGAAGAAGAUCUUGCUUCUAAGUUAGGCCAAGAUUUUGGUGAUAUUGGAGUUCCCCUCAAGACUUCUCGACGGGUUAGCUCUCUACUUGCUCGAGCCGAUCUUGCAACUGGCCAGGAUAGGAUUACCUUUUCAGACCUUGCUACAGGAAGCCAAUCGAGUUCCAUGCCGCAUGGAAACCUCCGACAGUCAAUAGGUGCUGCAAGCAGUCGCGGAAGCUUCGGCUUUAAUCCUAGAGCUUCUCUACCGCCAGGAAAUGGCUCGGUUCAUAGUACUACUACCAGCUUCGCGGAUGCUCCAGUUGACAGGCUUCUGGAGGAGCUUAACAGUGAAAGUUUAUUUGAAGGGCUUGAUAACAUGGAUCUUAAAGAAUCAGCAUCAGGCCUUCCGGAGGAAGUUCUAUUGUCAAAGGUUGAGAGCUUCUCCUCUAAGUUCUCAGAAAACUUCCAGGCUCCAGCCAAGUCAAGGUCAUCCCGAAAGUCGAAAAUCAUUACAGUGUGCCCCUUAGAAGGUGCGAGCUCGCAGAACGGAAACUCGGCGGCUUUAGCUCUUUGUGUUGUUGAACAGGCCGCAAAGUCCAUGACUGUCGUAAAUCUACGAGCGGACAGGGUCUCUAUUCCGAAGAAAGAUUCGGUAUUUUCUAAGAGAAUCAAGAAAAGGAAAACCCCUGAUGAGCGUUCGCUACUCGUCCAGGCGACUAGCGUACAGCACUUCUCAGGCAUAAGUGAUGCUUGUAAGAUCACUGAUGGAGAGAUCUCACGAAUCAUGACCUUGAGCAUGGCAGAUGACGGACAGCAUGAGCUGCUUUUACAAACUCCCUGGAGCAGACCAAUCACUGUUGAUGUGCCGAAAAAACUUACGUUAUAUGAGCCGUACGGGAUUUCUGCUACUACGUCUGUAAACCGCCCAAGAGAGAGCGGUAUGAAUAGGCUUAUGACUGAUUCAUUCACAAUCACCGGCCUAGAUCACGCUACCAUUCGAGGGAGAGUUGACCUGAUUGACUCUGAAAAGCGGAAGCAUAGGCUACAAAUCCAGAUGGAACCUAGCAAUGAACUUGUGAAGAAUGUCUUCAGAAUCUGUCGAUUUGUCUUGCCGGACUCAGAGAAAGCCGGUGACGGAAUAUUAACGGCCUGGUGGGAAACAAUGAGAUGGCUUCGCGGAAGGGAAACCACCGAAAGCGACCUCGAGUGGACCGCGAUGGUAGUGGUAUUGUUCGCCAUGGCAAUUCCUUUCAUCGACCCUGACCACUCGCGGAUGCCUGCACAGCGCAGACGUAGAAAGAAAGCCCUGUUACGCUCAAGUAGCGGAAGCCACGUAGACUUGGAGAGCUGGGAAACGAUGUUAGACCAAGAGUCAGGAUCUGCCGGUGUUGUGCCAUCAUGGAGAAAUAACAGCGCUUGGGGGUGGAUCGUCGAUGAAGAUGCUGAAGAAGAACGCAAUGCUCCCUCCAGGAGAAAGUCUGUGAAGGUUGAGCAGACAGGCUCCAGCCGGUUAACACACCGCAAGAAUUCCUACUUGCUACGAUGUGCAGCUUUGACUCGCGAAUUCUUGCAGACCCCCAUGGGUAUUGCGGCUGUAGGCUCAGAUGGUCAUCUUCCAACAGCGCUCUCUUAUAGUCAAAACCUACGACAGACUGCCCUGUGCACGAUACUGGUCGGACUACAUCUCCUUCGAGAAGAGCAAAAGUUGUCGAUCUGCGAAAGUGAGGAGUCCCGCAAAACCUCGGGCCUCCUCGCUCCGGUCUUAGCCCAAAUCGGAGGGUGGUUAGGAUGGAAGUCCUGGACUUGGUCUGAACAUGCCUAUUAUGGCUUGGAGAUUGCAAGCAUCAAUCGCUGGCAGUUCGAAGAUACGCGGAUUUCAAUGCUGGAUGUACCCCAGGAGCAAUUUCCGCCCCCUUCAGUCUUCAGCUACCUGGAGACUGGAUGGCGUCAGUCCUCUUCUCCCUUUUUCACUCUGCUAAAUCUGGUAACGGGAUCAGAGUACACUCCGAGGAAGGGGAGGAUGUGGCAAGAAUGCUUUAUGCUCACGCCAAGGACAUUGGCAUUGGACGGUUUCUUCUCCGAAGUACAUAACAUCUCAACGCCUCUCGAUCGGAUAAAGCUUCUUCACCGCUGGGGCUUCACCAGAAGUAUUAUUGAGACAUUUCCAGAGGGCGUCAGUACACCUUUGUACGAAGCUAUUAUGCGAUCUCAAAUACAUGCCUCAACGUCUUGGAGCUCGACGCUUCUAGAGUUGGUAGAUCGCGAAGAUCUCAGCAUAUCGAUGCGUACUUAUAACCCAUGCACUCCAUCUGCAUGGCAGCCUGCCGUGUCACAUGAAGCGAUGCGCGACGUUCACCAUAUCGGUGUUUCCGCCUUGGACAUCGAUGCAAUCAACUCUUUCGAAGCAUCUGCCGAGGCGGAUAGAUUUUCUGUGACCAAACUGAUCUUCCGCGAGGACAAACGGUUCAUUGAAGCUGCUAGACUGUUGAAUCAAUCCAAAGCUCCUGUAGCAGAAUGUGUCCCGGAGCCCGAUUGGAACGAUUCGGAUUUACUGGAGGCACAGAAAGAAGUGGUUCAACUUGUUACGCUUCGAACGUUGUCCAUCCCUACCGGGCGAGCUAUGCUGGCAUUCAGUGGGCGGCUGCCUUUAUUAACUGAGAAGCUCCCAAUUCCUUCAUUCUCGCUUCAGUGUGUCAUGAAACCAUCGAAUGUAACGAUAAGUGCGGAUCGGACCUCUUUUAGUGAAGAGAAGGUUUGCUGGGCUUUCUUCCAUAAUGGCGUUUCUACGGGUCUCGCAAUAUCCAAGAAUUCCAAGGGUAUCGAUACCUCGUGGAUUCUUUUCAACAAGCCGCAGGAGCUUACAAAUCGGCACGCUGGCUUCUUGUUGGCCCUGGGUCUCAAUGGGCACUUAAAGUCUUUAGCGAAGUGGGUAGCUUUUAAGUACUUGACACCCAAGCAUACAAUGACCUCUAUAGGUCUAUUACUGGGUCUAUCAGCAUCGUACCUAGGCACGAUGGACACGUUAAUCACCCGUCUCUUGUCUGUUCAUGUGACGAGAAUGCUUCCUCUUGGUGCCGCCGAGCUGAACCUGUCGCCGCUAACCCAAACUGCGGGUAUCAUGGGGAUUGGCUUACUGUAUUGUGGCUCCCAGCACCGAAGAAUGAGCGAAGUGAUGUUAUCUGAGAUUGAGAACGUGGAUCAGGACGAAAGCUCCGCGGGGCAAGAGGAUUUGCGUGACGAAGGGUACCGCUUAGCUGCCGGAUUCGCGCUCGGGUUUAUAAACCUAGCAAAAGGAAAAGAUCUACGAGGAAUGCGGGACAUGCAUAUUGUGGAAAGACUAUUAACUGUGGCGGUUGGGACGAAGAACGUUGACUUGGCGCAUGUUCUUGACCGUGCCACUGCCGGUGCAACGAUCGCCCUGGCGAUUAUAUUCAUGAAGACGAAUGACGAAACUCUGGCCCAGAAGAUCAAUAUCCCUGACACAACAGUACGCUACGACUAUGUCCGACCAGAUUUGUUCCUGCUCCGUACACUUGCCAGGCAUGUCAUUAUGUGGGACAAUAUCCAGCCUAGUGACGAAUGGUUUGUUCAAAGCCUCCCAGGGAUCUACCGCCGCCGAUACCGUCUGACGGGCAUUCGUCGACUGAAAAGCGAAGAUAUGCCGUUUUUCAACAUCAUUGCCGGCCUUUGCUUUACGCUUGGGCUCCGCUAUGCUGGCUCUGCCCAGACGGCGGUGCGUGAUAUUCUACUCUCAUAUCUUGACCAGUUUAUCCGCAUCUGCAGACUUCCCGCUGUUAACUACGACGGAAAGCUUUCAAGGAAUUCCGUCCGCCACUGCCAGGACGUUGUGGCCCUCUCGGCGGCAACGGUAAUGGCAGGAACGGGGGACCUGGCGUUGUUUCGGCGCUUACGCUCCCUGCAUGGGCGUGUGGAUACUGAUACACCAUAUGGUAGUCAUAUGGCAGCACAUAUGGCGAUCGGGUUGCUUUUCUUGGGAGGAGGCAGUUAUACACUCGGCACAUCAGACCUGGCCAUAGCGUCGCUCAUCUGUUCUCUAUACCCGGUCUUUCCGACAUCAGUACUUGACAACAAAUGUCACUUGCAAGCAUUCCGGCAUUUAUGGGUUCUCGCGGCCGAGCCGCGCUGCUUCGUGCCGCGUGACAUAGAUUCUGGCCGACCCAUAUCCAUGCCGAUUAUAGUGACAAACAUUGGCGGCAGUACCCGGAAGAUUACCGCGCCCUGCCUCCUCCCCGAACUGGGGUCUGUCGCUAAGGUGGAAGUACGCAGUGCCGAUUACUGGCCCCUGGUUCUAGACUUUACACUUAACUCUGCUCUCCGAGAGAAAUUCCGACACGGUGACCAGUCAGUGUAUCUACGACGGAAAGCGACGUAUAACCCAACCGGCUCGUCUGCCUUUGUUUCGACAUUAUCAGGGCUCAGUGAAGCACAGGAUGUCCUUUCCUCGUCUACAUCCGCGUCAAACCAUGGCAAGGGACUACCACCGGCGGCGUGGCCGAACAUCGCUACACUACUCUCCGGCACUACCCCUCCCACUCCUCCGUCGUCGCAGUCGCAGAGUAUAUGGGAAUGGGUAUUUAAGCUCAAGUCGCUGCAGGGACUAGAUGUGCGAGAAAAGGCACUUGUCUUACCAUCAUCAUUCCCAACACACAUACGCACCCCAAGCACCAAUGUCAUUUCAUAUGCGCCAUGGUUACGGCAGUCGGCGGUUGACAGCAAGCUUGUGGUUGAGAACAUUGUGCAGAAUCUUGCGCAAAUUCAUCCUGACGAGAUUCGCGACCGCUUAUGGCAACUGCGGCUUCUGUUCAAUUGGGUCGACUCUUGUUCCGACAAACGGGUACAGGAAAUCGAAGAAGUUGAAACAUCAGAUGAUGCAACCCCAAGGAUAUCUGGCCAAUCGCAGGGACUUUGGCUACGGCAAGAUUUCGUGGAAGAGGCGCGCUGGAAGGUCUGGGGCGUUCAGACUGGUGAUUAUGCUUAAUGCAGUAUGCUCUGUAAUGCUUGGUUAUGUUGUUAUGCAUGAUAUGAUUCGGGACCUGAAUAGUUGUAGGAGUCGUCUCUCUCCUUGUCUUUUCUGUUUACCCCAUUUACGUUAUUGCUUCUCGUCAGGGUCGAUAUUUCUUUAUACCGUCUCGUCAGGAGU
This is a messenger RNA of Aspergillus caelatus, 6540 nucleotides long. Its product is annotated as anaphase promoting complex subunit 1. The transcript has a single exon. The record is from RefSeq and is a predicted model, not a curated record. Gene Ontology annotation, biological process: protein K11-linked ubiquitination; anaphase-promoting complex-dependent catabolic process; metaphase/anaphase transition of mitotic cell cycle. The coding region runs from base 130 to 6378 and encodes 2082 amino acids. Gene Ontology annotation, cellular component: anaphase-promoting complex. NCBI's taxonomy places the organism in Eukaryota, Fungi, Ascomycota, Eurotiomycetes, Eurotiales, Aspergillaceae. Gene Ontology annotation, molecular function: molecular adaptor activity.